Messenger RNA from Ornithorhynchus anatinus (platypus), 1354 nucleotides. RefSeq names its product Xg glycoprotein (Xg blood group) (gene XG). The coding region runs from base 665 to 1153 and encodes 162 amino acids. The transcript has 11 exons. Lineage: Eukaryota; Metazoa; Chordata; Mammalia; Monotremata; Ornithorhynchidae. The record is from RefSeq and is a predicted model, not a curated record. Gene Ontology annotation, biological process: positive regulation of neutrophil extravasation; homotypic cell-cell adhesion; T cell extravasation.
UGCUCUGCACAUAGUAAGCGCUUAACUAAUACCAACAUUAUUAUUCUCUAGCAGAAUGUGUUGUUGAAUAGCAUACAGACAAAACUGUUCCGCACGGCUGUAGGUGCAUGCAUGUGACCUGUGUCCUUGAUAUCUUUGCCGUCUUCAGAAGAGGGACGUAGGAUCCCUUCUCUUCCUCACCCAUUUAUUUUGCCUCUUUUCUGUCAGUCUCGACCAUGAGAAGGCCUAUCGUCUGAGGCAACCAAAAUGGAACCCAAGGGAAAGGCGAAUGCCGACGUCAAAUUGGAAACCCAUCUUGGACGAUUUCCAUUCGGCACUGCCAGAUGAAGCCUUCGGGGAGGCCGGAGGAGUUCAUGAUAUUUCAACACCAAUUCAGUUCUUCCUGUGGAACAUUUGGAGAUCGGCCCUAGACUGUAGGAUCCCAGCCCCACCCACUCCCAAAGGGAAUAGAGGAGGUGCUUAGCUGGCCGAACCCCACAAAUCCUGUUUCCCGAUUGGCUCUUCGGUGACCAAACUUGCCCUCAAAUUAGCUGCCUCUAAUUGGUCGCGGAGAGCGUUACCCGUACAUACUUACACAGGUGGAAGGGAAGAGCCGCUAGAGGACUUGGAACCCAGCUGUUGACCUGAAGAGUUGCUGGAAAUUCUGUAUUUUCCAGCGAUAACCAUGGGGCACCACUGGGUCAUGUCCACCUUCCUUCUGCUGGCGUUUGCCUUGACUCCAACUACAGGCCAGCGGGACUUUGAUUUGGCUGACGCUCUCGACCCUUCUGAUGAUGUUACUAGGAAACCCUAUCCAGUUACCAAGAGGCCAGUGCCCGGAAAUGAUUUUAAUUUAGAAGAUGGAGGUGGCGGAGAAGACCACCCAAGACCCCAGCCUCCCCGGCGCCCGCAGCCCGGACAUCCCAGCAAUGCCGGAGGCUUCGAGGAUUCCGACCUGAACGAUGGGAGGUAUCCCCCCAAGCCCAGACCCAGGCCACCCGGAGGUGGAGGUGGAUAUUCAAAUUACGGAACGGCCCACGGCAAUACAAUAGCUCAGAUCGUAUCUCCAAUAGUUUCUGUGGCUGUGGUCUCACUUAUUGGAGCAGCAACAAGUUAUUUUGCCUACCAGAAGAGGAGAAGUUGUUUCAGAACAAAUGACCCUGUGAACGUCUGAGAGACAGAAACCAGAAGCCUACAAGCCCAGCCCGAGGCUUGAGUGAUAUUUGCCAUUCACUUGGAAAAACAUUAUAGAGCAGGCAUCUGAUGGGGUCAUGCCCACCAGCCUGAAAAUCUUUCCUUCCCUUUACUCUCUCUCUCUCUUCUAGAUGGUAUUUGUUAAGUGCUUACUAUGUGCCAGGCACUGGACUAAGCGCUG